Molecule: messenger RNA, 1983 nt
Organism: Enterospora canceri
Lineage: Eukaryota; Fungi; Microsporidia; Enterocytozoonidae
Source: the annotation of a GenBank genome assembly
AUGCAAAACAGUCAAAAUGCUAAAAAAGACCUGUACAAGGUGUUACCUGAUCUACCAGAUUACGUCAGAAAGGAUCAGCAGAAGCACGAGGGAUACAGCACAGACCAGAUUCCGCCAUUUCUAUCAACCACAAAUGCUAUUGUUUCUGAGAAAAUCAGCAGUGACCCAAACCUGAUUAGGAGCACAAUGUAUACGGUUCCCCAUACUGAAUACGCCUUGGCCGACUCAUCUGUUCCAUUUUCACUGGUAAUGACGCCAUUCAAUGAUCGGGCCAAUGUGGCUGUUGUUAAAACAGUGGAUAAGUGCCAUUCAUGUCAAAGUUAUGCAUCCAGGACAACAACUCUUGGUGAUAAUUUGAUUAGGUGUUCAAUAUGUCACUCUCAGAUUGUGGUGAUGGACAAGACAAUUCUGAACUAUGCGACAUACGAUAUUGUAGACGAGAAUCAGACGCCUAUGUUGCCUAUAUUCGCAUUUGUGGUUGAUCUAAGUGCUGGAAUUCUUACAAGAAGUGUGAUAGCAGCAAUUAAGAAAGUAGCAACAUCCGAAGAUUUCAGGACACUCUACAAGAGAGCAGUAUUUCUGGUUCUGAAUGGUGGAAUUGUCACAUUUAGCAAAGAUGAGACGCAUUUAUCAGUUGUGAAGAUGUUUGGGGAAGAUGCACCUGUGUUUAUGGGAAGUUCAAUUUUGGAUACUGAAAACACCAGUCAAAUCAAACAGGCUAUUUCAUACAUAGAAGAGAUGAACACUGGUGGAUUUACACCAGAUAAAAUGUAUAUGAGGCUUCUUGGUAGCGUAAGUUUGCUUGGUCCAACUAAGGCAGCAUUAUUCACAAACAGACAAUCUUCCUACAAUUAUGAAGAAUACUUCAAAAAGUAUAAGGGAGUCACAUUCAACUUAUUCUGUCUGAAGACAGUGGAUUUGAGCAAUAAUACGCUGGCCAGGAUGGCAUUCUAUACAUCAGGGAAUGUAUUUAGGUACACACAAGGAAGUCCACAGGUGUAUGAUGACCUCUAUCACAUAGCAUGUUCAAAAUCAGUGUUCAAUGCUACUGUAAAACUGAAAGUAUCUGAUAACCUGGUUAAAACAGACGUAGUAGCAUCCACCUUGGAGACCAAUUUGAGUGCAGUCUACAUGAAUCAUCUGAAUACAACCACAUCACUGUUGUUCAAGUUAUCGUUACAAGACCCAUCUAAAGAACGAAAAGCAAUUCAAAGCGUAAUAAAAUACGUAGAUUACGAUGGAUUGGCUAAGACACGUGUGCUGAAUAUGCUACUGAAUGCAGAUAAAUCAAUCUAUAGCAGUCUAUCAGUGGAUACGAUAUUCACAGCACUAGUGAAGAGCAAAUUGGAUGAGGAGGUUGAUUUGGAUGUGGAAUUGGCUAAAAUGCUGGCAACGUACAGGAGAAAGACACAGACGAAAGAUGAAUCAUUUGUGAUACCAGAGAGUCUGAAGAUUCUACCGGUGUUGAUUCAGGCGUACAAGAAAAUUGACAAAAAGGACAACUUAUUCCUGUAUAAUGCAAAUGUGGAACAGAUGCUGAGAUACUUCUAUCCCAGGCUGAUUUCACUAUCAAGCUACUUCUUCAACAAGGAGUGUGACACAUUGCGUCUCUCUCUACGAAACAUCUCAGAUAAUGAGAUCUACAUUAUGGAAAAUUCAAGGGAAAUCAUGUUUUACGCAUCAAGAGGAGUAGAUUCUGGUGUAUUAGAGAGCAUAUUUGUGGAUGUUGAUGCGAUUAAUGACGAGUCACAUAUCACUAGAGAGAGUUUCAACAUUAAAACAGAGGAAGGAAGAGUCUGUCUAAACCUGGUGGAUGAAAUACAGAACAAAUAUGGUUAUCCACUGAAAAUAAGCGUAAUUCAGGCAGGACGCCCUAAUGAAGUCAGGUUUAAGGAGUAUAUGGUGGAGGACGAAAUCAAUGAGCAGAUUUCAUAUAGUGACUAUGUCAUCGAGCUCCAUUCUAUGGUCAAACAGAAGCCGUAA